This is a messenger RNA of Penicillium hordei, 1743 nucleotides long. RefSeq lists its product as uncharacterized. The transcript is spliced from 2 exons. NCBI's taxonomy places the organism in Eukaryota, Fungi, Ascomycota, Eurotiomycetes, Eurotiales, Aspergillaceae. The record is from RefSeq and is a predicted model, not a curated record. Bases 1 to 1743 code for a protein of 580 amino acids.
AUGCUUCGCUUUCAGUUCCUUUUGUUCCUUCUUCUGCCAUGGAUUGCCUCGGCUGGUCCGAUCUCUCGCUGGCUAUCCCGGUCAUUGGAGGCACUUGAGCCGACUUCUUCCCCCCUUUUGCCUGAUCUCGAACGGCGUGAAGCUGGCGGUAUCACCGAAAUCACGCCUUUGGCGGCACCUACCCAGCAACCGUUUACGUACGAUGAGCCAAUACCAACUACAUCCCAUGCGUCAAGCAUAACACAUGAGACCACCAGUCAGAAGCCAACUACAAGUCAGGUGCCAACUACAACCCCAUUGUCGACUACAAGCCAUGUCCCGGCUACAACUCAACAGCCAACCAUUAGUCCAAACCCAACAACAAGUCAAGGGCCAACCACUACCUCUCAUACGUCCACAACCCCGGGAAUACUGCGUUCAACGUCCAUAACUAGUUCUUUACCUGCCUAUAUUCCAGGCUCAACGUCCUCCCUCGAUUCCUUGGCGAUACCGAGCUCAGCCCAAUCUUCAUCGGCUGCACUUAUAGGUGGAGUAAGCAGCCUCAAGGCUACUACAACCACACCACCAAUCUCGACUUCUACGACCAUACAGCCAGCGAGUGUUCCUAUAGUGCCCACAAGUAGCAGCCUGGCUGUUGGAGCUAUUGAACCUCUAGGAGGAGCAAGCAGCAGCAGUCCUUCCACGUCCACAUCGGUGAUCCCAAUCUCCAAUGCCACCCAGUCAGCAAAAGGUACACAGACAAAAUCUACAUCACUACAGCCUCCCACGUCGGGAUCCGAGCCAGUGGUGACCGUAACCGAGCCUGUGAUCGUAUAUGUGACCAAGGGAGCGGGAGCAGAAAGUCCCUUCUCGACAAGCGUCAUCCACCACACGUCCAGUGUCAACAACUCACUGGUGUCAUCAGCAAUACUAACGGUAGAACCGUCUGCCGAACUGAUUACUACAUCUUUGAAUUUUGUGACUAUACAUUCCACUGCAACGUCGGUCGUUCGUGUGACUGUUUACCCAACAUCGCCAUCACCUGCUUCUUCAUCUUCGGUCUUGCCAUCCUCAACUGGGAGCGCCCCGAGUGUGAAUGCAGCGCCUAUAGAGACCGGUCAUGCUAGCGCAACAUCAGUUGUUCCUAUGGCCACCAACUCGAUAACACCAUCGCUUCCUUCUUCGUCUUUGUUGUUGUCAUCCUCAAAUGAGAUUGCUCCAGUGGUGACAGCUCACGCCACUUCCACGAGUGUUGUUCCUCUGACUGUUUACCCGGAUACAUCGUUCCCUUCUGCUGUGUCUUCGUUAUUGCCGUCCUCAAGUGCGAUUGCUUCUAUGGUGACAGUCCGUGUCACUUCCACAAGUGUUGUUCCAGUAACCGUUUACUCGACAACAUCGUCAUAUGCUCCGUUGUUGCUACCCUCAAGUGAGAUUGCUCCACUUGAGACUGCCCCUAUUGUGACAGCCCACGUCACUUCCACAAGUGUUGUUCCAGUGACCCUUUACUCGACAACAUCGUCAUAUGCUCCGUUGUUGCCGUCUUCAAGUGAGACUGCUUCACUUGAGACUGCUCCUGUUGUGAUAGCCCACGCCACUUCCACAUCCACAUCUGCUACCUCAACCUCCAAACUAGACCAAGGGAUACUUACUGUGAACCCGGUUACGCCGUCUGGCUUUAUCACGAUCACUGAGACCCAGACCGAGACAGAAACGGUGACAGAUCGCAUUACUGAGACUGUUACUGCCACUGUUACUCGGGAUUAA